Messenger RNA from Linum tenue, 2930 nucleotides. The record is from the annotation of a GenBank genome assembly. NCBI's taxonomy places the organism in Eukaryota, Viridiplantae, Streptophyta, Magnoliopsida, Malpighiales, Linaceae.
CUCAAUGAGUCUAUUUCUAUAUGUGAACGGUAUAAUUCCAACAAAAUAGAGGUAAUAUUCAUUGAAUAAAAUAUCCCACCUUACCUCGGGAACUACAAAUCCGACGACUGGAAGGAUUGGGAUAAUGACUUGUCCGAUCUGACUCUCUUCUUUCUCUCUCUACCCGGUUACAGAAGAAAAGCGACUCUUUUCUGCCCAACAACCAAACCUUAUUUACGACACAAGGAAGACAGAGCCGGGAAACGCUCACAUUUCUCCUGGGCUCGCUUUCAUUCUCUCCCAAUCAACAACCACCAAACCGCAAACUGCUUUCCUCCGAGUCGCCCGGCUUUCCGAUUCCGAGGAAGAGUGAGAAAUGGAGAGCGGCGGUGGCGUAGUCGAUCACUUGGCCGACGAGCGGAGCAAGGCUCAGUUCGAUGUCGACGAGAUGAAGGUCGUCUGGGCUGGCUCCCGCCAUGACUUCGAGCUCUCCGACCGCAUCUCUCGUCUCGUCGCCAGUGAUCCGGCGUUUCGAAAGGACAACAGAGUUAUGAUGAGUAGGAAGGAGUUAUUCAAGAAUACUCUGAGGAAGGCGGCCUAUGCCUGGAAGCGAAUCAUUGAGCUUCGUCUUACUGAGGAAGAGGCGAAUAAGUUGAGGUUCUAUGUGGACGAGCCAGCAUUCACCGAUCUUCAUUGGGGAAUGUUUGUGCCGGCUAUUAAAGGGCAGGGGACAGAUGAGCAACAGCAGAAAUGGUUGCCCCUGGCACACAGGAUGCAGAUAAUCGGCUGUUAUGCACAAACUGAACUAGGUCAUGGUUCCAAUGUCCAAGGGCUUGAAACCACUGCAACAUUUGAUCCCCAGACUGACGAAUUUGUCAUUCAUAGUCCCACCUUAACUUCAAGCAAAUGGUGGCCUGGUGGAUUGGGUAAAGUGUCAACCCAUGCUGUUGUUUAUGCACGUCUCAUUACUGAUGGUCAAGAACAUGGAGUGCAUGGUUUUAUCGUCCAGCUCCGUAGCCUGGAUGAUCACAUGCCUCUACCUGGCAUAACAAUUGGUGAUAUUGGCAUGAAAUUCGGGAAUGGUGCCUAUAACACCAUGGACAAUGGUGUUUUGCGUUUCGAUAAUGUGCGCAUUCCGAGAGAUCAAAUGUUGAUGAGGGUACUGCAAGUUACAAAGGAAGGGAAAUGUGUCCAGUCCAAUGUCCCUCGGCAGUUGAUAUAUGGUACCAUGGUUUAUGUGCGACAAACAAUUGUGGCAGAUGCUUCUCGUGCUUUAUCACGAGCAGUUUGUAUCGCCACAAGAUAUAGUGCUGUUCGCAGGCAAUUUGGUUCUCAAAAUGGUCUCGAGACACAGUUGUUUUGGCUGCUUGUUCUGUUCCAGGUGAUUGAUUAUAAGACUCAGCAAAGUAGACUCUUCCCUUUGAUCGCUUCUGCAUAUGCUUUCAGAUUUGUCGGUGAAUGGUUAAAAUGGCUCUACACGGAUGUCACACAAAGACUGCAAGCCAAUGACUUCUCUACUUUGCCCGAAGCACAUGCCUGUACUGCUGGUUUGAAGUCUCUGACUACUUCUGUCACUGCUGAUGCAAUUGAAGAAUGUAGGAAAUUGUGUGGCGGCCAUGGUUACCUUUGCAGCAGCGGGCUUCCUGAGUUGUUUGCAGUCUAUGUUCCUGCCUGUACAUAUGAAGGAGACAAUGUUGUGCUGCUCUUGCAGGUGGCAAGAUUUCUGAUGAAGACUGUUGCUCAGCUGCCUUCUGGAAAGAAACCUGUUGGAACAACAGCUUACCUAGGGCGCGUAGAACAUCUUAUGCAGUAUCGCUGUGGUGUUCAGAAUGCUGAGGAUUGGCUGAACCCUUCUGUGAUACUUGAGGUAUUUGAAGCCAGGGCUGCUAGGAUGUGUGUUAACCGUGCUCAAAAGCUUGGCAGUUUUCCGAACCCUGAAGAGGGUUUUGCAGAACUUUCAGCUUUCUUGGCUGAGGCUGCUGUCGCUCAUUGCCAAUUGAUUGUUGUCUCUAAGUUCAUUGAGAAAUUGCAACAAGAUAUACCAGGUGGGGAAGGGGUGAAACAGCAGUUGCGUAACCUCUGCAACAUUUACGCCUUGAACCUCAUCAACAGACACCUAGGGGAUUUCCUCUCCACUGGUGCCAUUUCUGCAAAGCAAGCUUCCCUAGCAAAUGAUCAGCUUCGGUCAUUAUUCUCUCAGGUUCGUCCCAACGCAAUUGCACUUGUCGAUGCAUUCAACUACACCGACCACUACCUGGGAUCAAUACUUGGGUGUUACGACGGAAAUGUGUACCCGAAACUGUACGAGGAGGCGUGGAAGGAUCCUCUGAAUGACUCUGUUGUCCCCGAUGGCUACCAAGAGUACAUACGCCCCAUGCUGAAGCAGCAGCUCCGCAACGCCAGGCUCUGAAACUCAGUUCGUUCGUGGCUCGUCACAAGUAAUAAAAGAGCAGAAAGAGCAAGGUCUGAGUUCCUGUAUUGAAUUCUGCCAACCGAACUGCCCAGGUUAAGGUGGGGAAAUAAAGUCAUUGCCUUGUGUCUUCUUUUAUAGUUAGUUUGUAACGGCACUUCCGUUAGCAUUCUGAUAGAGUUUAUUCAUCGGCAUCGAAAAUCGUGCCUAGACCACAAAGUCCUUUUAUGUGAUAUAGUUGAGUUGGUACUUUUUAGGCGACGAUUUCAGUAAUAUCCGUUGCUGUUUCUUGCUCGAGUAUUGCGGGUCGAGUAGUGAAUGCUUACUGAUGACCUUGGCAUCCGAAGGAGGAUAGGCAAGUCGUCAUGAUAUGAAAACUACUUGUUAGACGCACACGUCUAGUCACGAUAUCGGAGUCUUAUUUGCGACGACCUAACUGGUGGUAGGACUAGUCUUGGAUUGUGCAUAGAGAAGACGUGAUCAGACUUUUGCUCCAUACGCUCUCCGAAACUGAAGUCGGUGUUUAUGAUUAGUUCACGCG